Messenger RNA from Nicotiana attenuata, 1718 nucleotides. RefSeq names its product UDP-arabinose 4-epimerase 1-like. Lineage: Eukaryota; Viridiplantae; Streptophyta; Magnoliopsida; Solanales; Solanaceae. The transcript is spliced from 11 exons. Gene Ontology annotation, biological process: beta-D-galactose catabolic process via UDP-galactose, Leloir pathway. Gene Ontology annotation, cellular component: cytosol. Bases 214 to 1476 code for a protein of 420 amino acids. Gene Ontology annotation, molecular function: UDP-glucose 4-epimerase activity. The record is from RefSeq and is a predicted model, not a curated record.
CACUUUCUGUUGGCCUUUUCUUCUCACAGAUCUCCUUAUUUCAUUCAAACCUACUCCCCCACCGUCUCCUCCCCUCUAAUUCUUGCGCCAUAUAAAAAAGCUGAAACUGGCAAUUUUUACUUCUAUCUAUUCUCCAGUUUAAUCCGAAGAAAUUCUAAAGAAGAGGAGAAGGGCUUUUACUUGAAUGCUUUUUAGCAUUGAAGAACUUCUGCAAUGCAAAACUUAGGCAGAACAAGAAGUCAGCCAAGGUCUAAUAGAUCUAUGCCUUUAGGAGGCAUGGAUUAUGCAGAUCCAAAGAAGAAGAGCAAUUAUGUGGGUAAAAUUCUUAUGGCUGCUAUGUUGACAGCACUAUGCAUUCUUAUGCUCAAGCAGUCCCCAAGUUUUAAUACCCCAAGCGUAUUCUCUCGGCAUGAACCAGGUGUCACUCAUGUCUUAGUCACUGGAGGUGCUGGCUAUAUUGGCUCCCAUGCAGCAUUGCGUCUUCUGAAAGAAUCUUACCGGGUGACCAUAGUGGACAACCUUUCACGAGGAAACCUAGGCGCUAUUAGGAUUCUACAAGAACUAUUUCCUGAACCUGGCAGGCUUCAGUUCAUAUAUGCUGACUUGGGGGAUGCAAAAUCGGUGCACAAGAUAUUCUCCCAAAAUGCAUUUGAUGCGGUCAUGCAUUUUGCAGCUGUAGCAUAUGUUGGCGAGAGCACCCUUGAUCCUCUCAAAUAUUAUCACAAUAUCACAUCAAAUACCCUCACUGUAUUAGAAGCAAUGGCAACUCAUGGAGUCCCAACUUUAAUUUACUCUAGUACAUGUGCAACGUAUGGAGAGCCUGAAAAGAUGCCCAUUACAGAAGGAACUCCACAGCUCCCUAUUAAUCCAUAUGGAAAAGCAAAGAAAAUGGCGGAGGAUAUCAUUCUGGAUUUUCAUAAGAACUCAAACAUGGCUGUCAUGAUUCUGAGAUACUUCAACGUGAUUGGAUCUGAUCCAGAUGGAAGACUAGGAGAAGCUCCCCGACCUGAACUUCGUGAACAUGGCCGGAUAUCUGGUGCUUGUUUUGAUGCAGCUCGUGGAAUCAUACCUGGGCUUAAGGUUAGAGGAACAGACUAUAAGACACCAGAUGGUACAUGCAUAAGGGAUUAUAUAGACGUGACCGAUCUGGUUGAUGCUCAUGUUAAAGCUCUUGAGAAGGCAAGGCCAGGAAAAGUUGGGAUCUACAAUGUUGGAACAGGAAGAGGUAGAUCAGUGAAAGAAUUUGUGGAGGCUUGUAAAGCUGCUACUGGGGUACCUAUCAAAGUUGACUUUCUUCCCCGUAGGCCUGGUGAUUAUGCAGAAGUGUACAGUGAUCCAACUAAGAUUAGAAAUGAACUGAACUGGACAGCCAAAUACACUGAUCUUCAAGAGAGUUUGCAGGUCGCGUGGAGAUGGCAGAAAUCACACCUUAAUGGUUAUGUUUCAUCCUUGGCGACAUCCUUGGCAACGUCCUGAUAAUGCUUCAUCAACUUAUCGUUGUAGAAGACUGACCUGAACCUCAUGUCACAGCGUAACUUAUUGUCGAUUUAUUAGUAUCCAUAGAGUACAGUUUUCGAGGCCAAGAGGGGUCCAUGUUUAGUCUUUUAGCUAGAUGGAAUUAUAUAGCAAUUAGGCAGCUGCCUAUUUACCCAUUGUUAUGUGUAUUUAGUGAAAGGUAUAUUUCAGAUCAAUAAUAGUUUCCAUUCAGGUGUAGCUUC